This is a messenger RNA of Cryptomeria japonica (Japanese cedar), 483 nucleotides long. RefSeq names its product cytochrome P450 71AU50-like. Gene Ontology annotation, molecular function: monooxygenase activity; heme binding; oxidoreductase activity, acting on paired donors, with incorporation or reduction of molecular oxygen. The record is from RefSeq and is a predicted model, not a curated record. The transcript has a single exon. The coding region runs from base 1 to 483 and encodes 160 amino acids. Lineage: Eukaryota; Viridiplantae; Streptophyta; Pinopsida; Cupressales; Cupressaceae.
AUGGAAGGCUACAACGUUAGAGGAUAUUUUUUUCCUCCAAAGAUGAAGCUAUUUGUGAUUGUGUGGGCGAUGGGAAGGGAUGAGAACAUUUUGGAAGAUCCUCAUCUGUUCAAACCCAAGCGGUUUAUGGGCAGUAAUAAGGAUGUGAGAGGUCAGGACUUUGAUUUACUGUCGUUCGGAACAGGAAGAAGAGGAUGGCUUGGGAUUUUAAUGGGUGUUUCCAUUGUUGAGUUGGCACUUGCUCAACUUCCUCAUUGUUUUGACUGGAGUGUGGAGGAUGAGGUGGAUGUGGAGGAAGAGUUUGGAUUAGCUGUUCCCAAAAAAAAAAUCCACUAUUUGUCCGCAAUUCAUGGAGGCUCACAACUGAAUAUCCUUUUCAAGAGGGUGUUGUUUGAUAGGUGUCUUUCCAUGGCUAUCAAAUAUCUUGCAACGCAUUUUGUACAUCACAUAGUCAAUGGCUCAUCAAUCUCCGAAUUCAUUUAA